AUGCAGAAGAAUACCAGCAAAUCGCAACUUUCACCCUUUUCCGCCCUCAAGGCCAGCCCAAUGAGGAACCUCAGACCCCCUUCUACUACUAAAAAGGAGGCAACUCCAGCAAAUGAUCAAGAGAAGAAGAUUUCCCCACGUGUAACAAGAUCAAAGAUGGGCAUUAUCAAGCCCACCAAAAUGUAUGACAGUGAAUUUGAGCGAUCGUGGGAUAACGAGAGGAGGAAAGCGGCUUCUACGACAAAAGAGAAACCAGCGUUUAAGGAGUUCACAAACAAAAAGUAUAACCGUAGAACGAGCAAAAUAGUGAGGGGCCCAACAAGAGUACCCGUACUACCAGGCAGAGAUUACAAUUCACAGCCGAAUGAAAGACCCACAACUUCAAGGGCUUCAGAUGCCACCGUAUCAAACAGAGAUUACAAUUCACAGCCGAAAGAACGACCCACCACAACUUCAAGGGCUUCAGAUGCGAUGAAAAACUUUCGAUUCAGUCUGGGUUCCUCCUCCUCCUCCCCGAAAAAAGAUCCAAAAUCUUCAGCUGCUUCGACAAAUGCACCAAACAAUUCGAGACAUUGGCUCAAACAGGAGAGUAUCUUCACCCAGGGUGGUGGGUCAACCAGCAUGUUUUCGAGGGGUGGAACAACAUACCAAAAAAGCAUUUUCCCCCAGACCAACAAAGCUGUACCACCAGUUUCAUUCAAUUGCGACAUCCCAGAAUUUGAUGCAACCAAACCUCCGCCACCGUUACCACCAUCAUCCUCCACCACGAUCAACAACAAUUCGUUACCUACCGUAAAUUUCACCUUCAAUCUUCCUCCGCCAAAGUGCCCUGAACCAGAAGAGCAAAGCUUUUUCCAAUCCACACAGCUGUCAGAAGCAGAUCCUGAACUUUCCGUGCCAUCUCCGGAUGAUCAUCAGGUGGACGUAAACAAAAUAGUGACUGAUUUCUUGGUAAAACACGGACACGGUGGUACCAAGAAACGUCGUGAGAGCUCCAACAAAUGUCCAGAUGACACACAAAUGGAUAUAGAUGAGGAGGAACCCAAGAUUACCAUCGAGUUGGCUCAGGCCAUUCUGCAGCAGUGCCUUGUAAAAAUUGAGCAAAUAUCUCAGUUACGACGACUCAUGGAGAAGAGUGUGGACCUCAUUCCGGACUAUGAGUGGCAGAUCAAGAGUCAACGUCUUGGAAUUUACCGUGCUGAUAUCCUGGAAACAUUGACUCCUCUACUCUCCAAUUCGGCAAUCGAAUCCCUCAAAGAAAAGCUCAAGAAGAAGCAGGCAAAGAGAGCUUGGGUGCACAAACGCAACAAUGAGUUGAGGAGUGAAAAACAGUUGAUGAAGGAACGCAGAUCUCGUAUGAAGUCAUUCAUUGAUGAGUGGCACCAAAAGUUAGAGAUGAUGGAAAAGGAAGGACGAGAUAGGGAGUUGGAGAAGAAGGCUGCUAAGGAGCUUCUUGAAGAUGUUACGAGGCGUAUCAAGGAGACGCAGAGGUACAUUGCAGUCUUUGGGCGCCUCAGAGAGCUUUCCCUGGCACGUUUGGUUGCGAAUGGAGAGAAUGAUGAGAAAAUGGGAGAGGAUUUCAGGAAGAGAAUUGGUGAACUUCAAGACCUCUGGGAAGAUCUUCUUCUAGAGUACCAGGAGGAGAAGAUUGCUCUCGACACCAUCUAUGAUAGACGCACUUCCGAUACACCGUUACCACCUCAGCCCAAGUCUCUCGAGUCCCAGUGGCUUGAAGUUAUUUUCGGGCGAGCAAGUAUUUAUGAUCAGAACAAUCCUUUCUUGAUUGCUGAACGCGACGUCAGUAAUUUCAUCGCCAUUCGCCGGGAGUGGGACUCGUACAUCAAUCCCAAUAGCAAGAAUUCCAAUCUACGCAUUCCCAACUUUUGGACUCUGCCCAGCCGCAAUGCUACGUCCAUGUGGAGACAGUACCGACGCAAAGGUAAUGUUGAAAAUGACAAAUCAGCGCGAAAUUAAAGUUAAUAACUGCUCUAAAUUAAUUUUAAGAACAACCUAAGAGUUUAAAAAAACAUUUUUUCCCAAUAUUUUUUUUCUUAAUACUUUAUAGUUUAUAUUUCUUGUGCCAGAAACAGAAAGUGAAUUCCUUUAAACUAAAAAAAAAUGAAGUUUAUUCCUACAGUUUCUUUAAUAUUUUUUGAGUUUAUUACUUUUUUUUUCGUUUAAUACCUAAUAUUUUGAAUUCUUAUACGAUCUCUUAAAUGUGAAAUACUUUAAUAAAAAAAAAGCUUAAUUUCUUA
This is a messenger RNA of Lutzomyia longipalpis, 2255 nucleotides long. RefSeq lists its product as uncharacterized. The record is from RefSeq and is a predicted model, not a curated record. Lineage: Eukaryota; Metazoa; Arthropoda; Insecta; Diptera; Psychodidae. Bases 1 to 1974 code for a protein of 657 amino acids. The transcript has 2 exons.